UUUAUUUUUGUUUGGUUGUGCUUUCCCAAAGUCUUUAUCGUUCAUUUUCUUUUGAUAUUGUCACAAAAAAAACUGAAUUGAAAACGUUGUGUGGAAAAGGAGGUUCAGGAAAAUAUGCUUUUGCGGCUGGGCAGAUGUGUCUGGCAAACACAGCUAAGGGAUAGCUCUAUACAAUUUGGACGAGAUACAAGCAAUCGAUUGUUAUUGCAUCAUGUUGGUCGCUCGACGGAGGCACGGACAGCUCCCGUUUUUCGUCAAAUACGCACAUCCGUACAAUCUAAAAAUCCAUCUCGUCCCGUCAUUCAACCAUUAGGUGAAGUUGGAGGUGGACAUGUGCCAUCGGAAAAUGUUUUCAAAGCACUGAUAUUUACGGGAGCGUUUAGUAUUGGAGCUUUUGCUGGGGCAACGGUAAUGGAAUAUGAGAAUACCCGUAAUAUGAUGUUGGAGAAAGCGAGACAGGCAAAAUUGGGUUGGAUCCGAAGAAAACCAAGCGAAGAAGAUCCAUGGGAAAGUAUUAAACGCGAUAUCAAACGUCUGUGGGAACGUUUGUCGCCGGGUGAAAAAAUCUUUGCUCCCAUUUGUGCUGCCAAUGUAGUGGUGUUCGGCCUGUGGCGUGUGCCUGCUUUAAGAGCAACCAUGAUGAAAUAUUUUUGCUCAAAUCCGGCAGCAAAAGCGGUAUGUUGGCCCAUGUUCCUAUCAACUUUUAGUCAUUAUUCGGCCUUUCACUUAUUUGCCAAUAUGUAUGUGCUGCACAGUUUUUCCAAUUUGGCUGUGUUAUCGCUGGGAAAGGAGCAAUUUUUGGCUGUGUAUUUGAGUGCGGGUGUCAUAGCAAGUUUGGCAAGUGUUUUAUAUAAAGCCCUGACAGUACAAGCUGGUCUCUCUAUUGGAGCGUCCGGUGCCAUAAUGGCAGUAUUGGCAUAUGUCUGCGCCCAAUAUCCCGACACCCAACUGAGUAUAUUAUUUUUACCAAUGGUAACUUUUUCGGCUGGAACGGCCAUUAAAGUAAUUAUGGGUAUAGAUUUGGCUGGUUGCAUAAUGGGUUGGAAAUUCUUUGAUCAUGCUGCUCAUUUAGGUGGAGCUAUAUUUGGACUAUUUUGGACAUAUUAUGGAGCAGAACUUUGGCAAAAACGUGUUCCUCUGUUGACCAUGUAUCACGAUUGGCGAAAAACGAAAUAGAUACUGUGCUAAAUUGACAAAGAAAUCGGAUACCUAUCACAUUAGUGCAAAUACAAAAACACAAACAAAAUAUAAUAAUA
Musca domestica (house fly) is the source of this 1256-nucleotide messenger RNA. RefSeq names its product presenilins-associated rhomboid-like protein, mitochondrial (gene rho-7). The record is from RefSeq and is a predicted model, not a curated record. The coding region runs from base 115 to 1176 and encodes 353 amino acids. Gene Ontology annotation, molecular function: serine-type endopeptidase activity. The transcript is spliced from 6 exons. NCBI's taxonomy places the organism in Eukaryota, Metazoa, Arthropoda, Insecta, Diptera, Muscidae. Gene Ontology annotation, cellular component: membrane.